This is a messenger RNA of Purpureocillium takamizusanense, 1036 nucleotides long. RefSeq lists its product as uncharacterized. The transcript has 4 exons. Lineage: Eukaryota; Fungi; Ascomycota; Sordariomycetes; Hypocreales; Ophiocordycipitaceae. Gene Ontology annotation, molecular function: fatty acyl-CoA hydrolase activity. Bases 376 to 948 code for a protein of 190 amino acids. The record is from RefSeq and is a predicted model, not a curated record.
UGAUGACCUCGGAUUGAACUUCUCGUGGUCAAGGACGUGCACAUCGGGAAAUAUGCGAUCGGUAUUACAACAGGCGUUUCGGCGUUCUCAAUUGAGGGCCGCUGCGCUCCCUCAAAUUGCGCCUUGUCCCUCACGACGUCAUCUGUCCAGCGCUGCAGCCGCCCGAAAUCCAAAUCGAGACUCGGUUGAGUCGGAGCCGAAGUCGGCGGUGCUCAACCCGCGAUGGCUGGGCGACCUGAGGAGUCGCAUAAAGCAGAGCCUCUCUCGAGCUCAGAGUGAGAAUGAUGCCGCUCCGCUGCGGGAGCAAUUGGAUCGUCUGGACAGACAAUGGGUGGACUUGCUUGCUGGUCGCGAGGGUUUCCUGACUGAGCCCAGAUGGCGCGGUCUGGACAAGCACUCGGUGGCUUGGGGAGACAUGGAUGUCAUGGUAGGUUUGAGACAGCGUUGCAUGACACGUUGAAAACGGCCAAUGACACUGACAGCUGGCAGGGCCACGUAAACAACGUCAUCUACAACCGAUACGCUGAGUCUGCCCGCGUGAACUGGGUCACGAGCUACGCUGCCACGGCAGAACCGGCUCAGCGACAACAAUGGGAUGAACUCAUGACGCCGAGGAGCAUUGGAUUGAUCCUCCGAAGUAUCAAGACCGACUACAAGCUGCCCAUCACCUACCCGGACCAAGUCACGGUCAUCCACAAACUGGCGGUCAAGCCAGACUACGGUGCCGAUAGCGUCAUCCUCGAGGCCGUGAUCCUCUCGGAACAGCACAAAAGAAUUGCAGCGAGGUGCUUUGAAGACAUUGCCGUGUACGACUACCAGGCCGCCAAGCGGGCACCCUUGAAAGACUUCAUGGUGGACGAGCUCCGCACGGUGUACGACCUCCAGGAGAAGAACAAGGGGGAAAUGGACCAGUUAGCGGCAGCCAUUGACAAAGCUAUCGGCGCUUAGUGGGAGUGCAACGCCUACAUGUAUAGACUAGAUCCCUGCGCUUAGAUGAACAAUGUGUUUGUGCUGGUGUCGGUGACCCAGCGCGGAG